Molecule: messenger RNA, 1310 nt
Organism: Anopheles aquasalis
Lineage: Eukaryota; Metazoa; Arthropoda; Insecta; Diptera; Culicidae
Cellular component (GO): extracellular matrix
Molecular function (GO): protein binding
Source: RefSeq, a predicted model, not a curated record
UGGACGGAGGACGUUCAGUGCGGCCGAUAAGCAGAAACAGAACAACCGCAAAACGGUACUGAUUGGCGGUGAUCGUUUAGUUGGUUGGUAAACGCCAGCGCAUCAAGCGGCCAGUAGUGGAUCAACGUGACGACAGCAUGCGGAGAUUGUUACCCGUUUUGUUGCUCGCGGUAACCGUACUAGCGGUGGACGUGUCUGGCCAGAACGACACGCUGCUGGUGCAUAACUGCGAUCCUGGCACGGAGCCGUUCGUCUGUUCGGUAGCGAGUUUCGUGUACAAUUCCGCCAAAAAGCAGCAUUCGAGGUUGAUCCACACGGGCGACAAUCGUAAUGUGCGGCUAGGCUUUCCUCGGUCAAAAAUACUGAACACCCUCAAAACCAGUGAGCCCACCAUUCCCAUUUACGAUGCUAAACUGCACGAGGAGCUCAAUCGGCCACCAGCCGUACAGAUAUCAAACGCGCGGAUGCGUAAGCUAGAGAUUCCCCUGGACCUGCAGUACAGUGACUUUAGUCGAAACAAGAUCGCGGAGGUGAUGGUACCGGAACCGAAGGACUCAGGCUCUCAGUACGCCCUUCGUUAUCUUGAUCUGACCCUCAAUUCGCUAAGCAGCAUCGAGAAGCUGCACGUGCUCGUGAACCUGGAAACGCUUGUACUGGUUCAUAACAACCUGGAGACGCUCGAAAGUACGGUGUUCAGCGGCAUGCACAAACUCUCCAUGCUCGUACUGUCGGGGAAUGACUUCGACGAGCUGCAGUUUACCAUAUUUCCACCCUCGCUCGUGUGGCUGUGGCUGGACGGAUGUUAUGUAUCCACACUGCACAUGGAUGGGGCACAUCUGCCGGCACUGGAAACGUUUAGUGCGACUGAUAACUCGCUGCGCUCCCUGAACGUCUCGAUGUUGCAAACUAUGGCACCGGUUCUAGAGGAGAUACUCCUGUCGGAAAACUUGUUCAACAAGGAAACGAGUGACGCCUUGAAGGUGGCCUUAGAACAAGCUGGCAUCGCGCACGAUGGAAUUGAACCGUACGGUGAAUUUAUGCGAGUUUAUUUCCCUGGGCUUCAUCGGAACAUGGCCGAUCUCAAGGAUCACUUGGAAUCGUGGGACGCGAUCCUGAGCGCCACGGCGGUUGUGGUGAACUUGUUGUGCAUUGUCGGGUGGGUUGGGCAUCGCAUUUGGCAGAUGAAAAGCCAACGCCGUCAGCUCAACUAGGCGUAAGAGAGGGGGGAUUCUAUCGCCAGAACCUAAUCAGCGGUUGCUAUCACGUCAUCGAAAUAAUAAAUAAACGAAUGCAACGAGUGCGUAAGGAUA